UUGGAAAUAUGGAACAAAAAAACUGAUACAUUGUCCCUAUGCCAUAAUCUGAAACAUAAAUUGUCCCCUUGGUAUAAUUUUUUAAGAAAACCCAAUUAUAUCCCUCAUCUCAAAUGAUUUAAAAUGAUUUCGAUUUUUUAAAUAUAAUUAAUUAAAAAAAUAAAACAAAAAGAGAAAAUAAAACAAAAGGGGGAAAUCGUGUUUUAACCCUAAUAUCGUUUCUCUCCUUUGGCGAUACAGAGCAAAAGAGGAUUCUCAGAUCCUCGAUUUCUCAGAGGUCUCCUUGCCGUCGCCGGUCUUUCUUCUGACCGCUAGCACUCCGCCGGUGGUCUUCUUCUUCUUAAUCGAACCUCCGGCUCACUUCGCGUCUCGUUGUCAAUUAAAUCGCCGAACACAGAAGCUCGUACCUCGCCGGGAACUGAAGUUGUUACCUCGCCGCUCUGCAAUUCACACACUCAGCUUUAGUUUCAAGCAAAACAAUCGAGACUUUCAGGUAUGACGGUGGAUCAGUUGCCUAAAUGCCUAUUCAAAGAGGGUACCGAAACACAAGUUGAGAAGGUGAACAACACUUGUAGAACUUCUAUACUUGAGGAGGUGGAGAAGUACGUUGAGGCAGAGUACAAAGAAGUGUUGGCUGAUCCGCUGUUUGCUCAGGUUAUGGCAAUUUAUGAGCAUAAGCUUCAGUAUUCGGGGAGACUGAUCCACACCUUUGCUUGUAAGCAGCUUCUUACCGCAAAACGUCAUGAGUUGUGGUUCCAUUAUGCUCGGAGGCCUCUCAGAUUUGCGAUGCAAGAAUUCCAUGCGGUUACUGGUCUGAAAUACAAAGACGACGAGCCUGACUUGGGUAUUGAUGAUUGGAGCUAUGAUAAAGGGUUUUGGGGUAGGUUGCUAAGGAGGGAAAAAAAGAUUAGCUUACAGGAAAUCAGGAAGGUGCAUCUGAAGGAUUGUAAUACCUGGUCUCAUCUCGACAGGCUUAGGAUGGUGUAUUUGUGUGUGAUCGUUGGUUUAGUUAUGGCGAAGGAUGAGAGGGUUUGCAUCCCACACAAGUACAUCAAGCUGGUUAUGGAUUUCGAGAAGAUGAGGAAAUAUCCAUGGGGUCGUGACUCCUUUGAUUUGCUGGUGAAAUCCAUGAUCGAAGCUAGGGGCAAAGUGAAGAAGCAGAACAGUUAUGUUGUAGAUGGAUUCUCAUAUGCACUACAGAUUUGGUUGAUGGAGGCUAUUCCAGACAUCGGGUCUCUUUUGGGUCAGAAGCUCAGAGAAGGCGUCACUAGCAUGCGAUGUAGGAACUGGAAAGGAUCUGCUAAGGUUUCUUAUGACGAUAUUAUUAGCAUGGAGUCUAAUUUUGCAUCCACUGGAAAUGUAUUUCCAUACAUCUCUUCUACUGGAAAUUGCAAGAUCAUUGUUGAUGCUGGAUUUGAACGGGACGAUGAGAUGAAAGAUGAAAGAGUCGAUAUUACUGUUAUUGAUAUUACUGAAAGAUGA
Raphanus sativus (radish) is the source of this 1482-nucleotide messenger RNA. RefSeq lists its product as uncharacterized. The transcript has 3 exons. NCBI's taxonomy places the organism in Eukaryota, Viridiplantae, Streptophyta, Magnoliopsida, Brassicales, Brassicaceae. Bases 496 to 1482 code for a protein of 328 amino acids. The record is from RefSeq and is a predicted model, not a curated record.